CCCGCACGUCCUUCCCCCCUCCUGCCCAGCUACACUACAGGCUGGAGCCCCGGCAGCACGGCGCGCAACACAACACUCUGACAGCUGCCUGCGACUGACUGGAAAAAAAAAACCAAGAGGGAAAGAUGGAGCACAGAGAAGCCGACUGCAACAUAAUGUUAAUGACCGACUCGUACAAGGUAACACAUUACAAACAGUACCCCCCCAACACGAGUAAAGUGUACUCCUACUUCGAGUGCCGUGAGACGAGGACAGACCCGAGCAAAAGCAGAAAGGUCAAAUAUGACAAAACCGUCUUCUACGGCCUGCAGUACAUCCUCCAGAAAUACCUUAAAGGAAAGGUGGUGACUCCAGAGAAGAUCCAGGAGGCGAAGGAGGUAUACAGAGAACACUUCCAGGAUGACGUUUUCAACGAAGGGUGGAAUUAUAUCUUGGAGAAAUACAACGGACACCUGCCUAUUGAAAUCAAGGCGGUGCCGGAGGGGAGUGUCAUCCCUCGGGGGAAUGUUUUGUUCACAGUGGAGAGCACGGACCCGGAAUGCUAUUGGCUCACCAACUGGGUGGAGACCAUCCUGGUUCAGAUCUGGUACCCCAUCACUGUGGCGACCAACUCCAGAGAACAGAAGAAGAUCCUCGCUAAGUACCUGCAGGAGACCUCUGGGAACCUCGAGGGCCUGGAGUAUAAACUACAUGACUUUGGCUACAGAGGCGUCUCCUCACAGGAGACUGCGGGCAUCGGGGCCUCUGCCCAUCUGGUCAACUUCAAGGGCACAGACACGGUCGCUGGCAUCGGUGUCAUUAAGAAGUACUACGGCACCAAGGACCCCGUGCCAGGCUUCUCAGUGCCCGCUGCAGAGCACAGUACCAUCACAGCGUGGGGGAAGGACCAUGAAAAAGACGCCUUUGAGCAUAUCAUCAAGCAGUUCCCCAGCGUGCCCGUGUCCAUAGUCAGCGACAGCUACGACAUCUACAACGCCUGUGAGAAGAUCUGGGGAGAGGACCUGCGGGGGCUGAUAGAGAAACGCAGUGCAGACGCCCCGCUGGUUGUUCGACCAGACUCUGGGAACCCUCUCGAUACAGUUUUGAAGGUUUUGGAGAUCUUGGGUAAGAAAUUUAUUCCAAAGGAGAACUCAAAAGGAUUCAAGGUCCUCCCUCCUUACAUCAGAGUCAUUCAAGGAGACGGAGUAGAUAUCAACACACUGCAAGAGAUUGUGGAAGGCAUGAAGGAACACAAGUGGUCCAUUGAGAACAUUGCCUUUGCCGGAGGGGCUCUGCUGCAGAAACUGACCAGAGACCUGCUCAACUGCUCCUUCAAAUGCAGUUACGUGGUGACUAACGGCCUCGGGGUAAAUGUCUUCAAGGACCCAGUGGCGGACCCCAACAAGAGGUCAAAGAAAGGUCGCCUGUCUCUGCACCGGACACAGGGCGGAGACUUUGUCACCCUAGAAGAAGGGAAGGGUGACCUGGAGGAGUAUGGCGUGGACCUGUUGCACACAGUCUUUCAGAACGGGAAGAUGGUGAAGAUGUACACAUUCGAUGAUGUCAGAGACAAUGCCAAGCUCAAAGAGAGUGAGCUUGAUGAGCUGCUGCACUGAACACAGCGCUACUGAACCCCCAACUUUUCACCCUAACCCCCCAAAUACCCCCCUCCCUCCCCCCCCCCACCUUCUUCAUUUCACCUUUUGGCCUCUGACGUCACCGCCGGAAAACGGUGGUAAUGUGCACUGCUAAUACAACCCACUCCCAAAGCCUGAGAGCCCCCCCCCCAAAAAAAAUAAAAAAUAAAAAAAAUGUUCCCUAAGAAAACCUAAGAUCUACCUUAAUAUUCACAGAAUUUACCUUCACAAUUUAAAAAAAGAAACACCUGCUCUGGGUCUCUAACAGAGUCAGAAAUUUGGAAUCAACACAAUACCUGAGGAGGGGAAAAAAGUGCAAGUCAGGAAAUUACAGAUGAGUUAGAGGGAGAGAAGAAACCAUUAUAAUGACUUCUUCAACCUCCGACCCAAAAACAAAAACAAAAAAAAAAAUCAGCACGUUGCACUGAUAGGCCUAGACAUGUUGAAAAGUGAGACUGUGAUUGGCUAUCGGGGGCCGAUGUGUUAGCAGACUUUUUCAUGCUGACACACAAGCAAAUCAGCAGAUUGUAGAUUUUUCUUUCUUUUUUUUUUUUUAAAUAAGCUCCGAGCGCAAUGAGCCCACAGUAAGUCCGAGUGAGGACGAUCACGGCUGAGAGAGAUAUCCAAUUAUGAAGCCACGCCCACACCAAUGACCGUGCCCCGUGUAUUGUGUACAGAACUGUUUAGAGAAGAAUUACAUGUCUGAAUCUACUUAGCUUUGUCUUUUUAUGUGAAGGAUAAUGAUAAUGGUAGUAUAUAAUGAUGCACCAAUAACAUUGACCCAAAAACUGUUAAUGUGUUGCUUCAUAAACAUGUAAACUUAUAUUUCUGGGUGAUUAUGGAGUUCACCCCCUUUGCUUGCUCUUUAGCCGAAGUUAUUCAUCAUGUACUACCUGAAUAUUUUCUACUCUUACUCUGCCAAAUCGAAUGUUAUUGGUGCAUCUCUUAAGGUUUAUUAAUGAUCUACUUGCCAUUAUGUUGCCCAAAGAGUAUCCCCAUAAUGACAGCCCAAUCCAGCCCAGUCAUUACAUAAAGAUUUACCUUCUUUUUUUUUUUUACAUGUGUAAAUUAUAAUUAUGAUGAUAGGUUAAUUAUAAGGAGAUAAUUUCCUAUUAACAAUUUGAUAUUCUAAAUAAGCCCAACAUGUUAACAAGAUGACAUGUUUAAAUUCCAGUGAAAAGUUUUGGAUUAAGCCCUCAUGAUGGUGAAUGCUCUGAAAACCAAUCUUUGGGUUUGAAAAAAAAAAAAAAAAAAAAAAAAACAUACAUUGAAAUUGUCUUCACAGGACUGAAGAUGAUCUAACUAUGUGUUUAUGAAAGAUUAAAUAUGUGGCUCCCAGGCAGACAUGUUACAUUUGUUAAAUGUUGGUUCUGAUGUGCAGGAAUGAUGAAAUGAAGUGUGCGUGGUUGUGUAGUGUGUGUGUGUGUGUGUGUGUGUGUGUGUGUGUACUGAUAAUUUCUUCCUCUGAAGGAUCGUCUUGUAUCCCUUUAUGCAAAUGAACUUGUUGAUCGAGGGAAUAAUCAACAACACUCUUCCAUUUACUUUGCCGGCGUUUUUUAUUUUGAAAGGAGACGCAGCGUUGUGACAUACAAGUGAGUGAAAGUAUCCAAGAGGCAAAAAAAAGUGAGACUCUGUCGCCCUCGAUAUCACUGCCCUAAAGAGGGAAAAGCCGGGUGUGUUGUUUGGAUUUGUUGCUGAGAUAUAAGUGAAAUCUUGCAUCUAAAGCCUUUCCAGAGCAUACGUAACAGGCGGAGUGCCACUCCCCUUUUUGCAUUUGUGUUUAGUCACAUGGUUGAGUUGGCCCUUUUCAGAGUGAAGGGAUUUGAUUGGAGCAAGGGGCUAGUGACAUCACAGGUUAAAAAAAAAAAAAAAAAAGGUUGUUUAUACAGAAAAGCAAAAUAUGUGUGUUCCUCCUACUUUGGGUUUUGGCACAUAAUAGACACACUGCCAGUGUAGAACCACAUACAACUCAAAAGAUUCCAACAUGUUAUUUCUGUCUACACUAGUAGCUACAACUGUUGGAUGGAUUUUUAUAAACCUACAUAAUAAAUCUAAAAGUUGUUUGAGACCAAAUGCCUGCAAAACUGAUGACAUUCCUAUCAGGCUCAAUUGCAAUUUGUGGGUUUCUAUCAUGCCACAUUUUGCUCACAUUAGCACAUAGCUCCAGGUGUAACAUCAAAAGGCUGCUCGCAUAGCAGUAGACUGCCUUUAAAAUCUUUGUUACAUGCUUUUUUUUUUUUUUUUUUUUUGGCUGCCCCCUGGUGCUUUUUUAAACUCAUCGGUUCACACAUUUUCAACAGGGAGCUCACUAAUGAUAAUAAAACCUGCUAAGUGUUAGCAGCCUCAAUGGAUCUAUUAGAGCUUCCGUGACCUUUUCGUUUGACCCUGCUAGAUUUCUGCGAUUUUUUUUUUUUAGGGAAGACCUUGAAGAAACCUGUGCUGUCACUUACUCCAAUUUCCCCCUCUCUGGCUCCGACUAAGCUGCUCCUGGCUGGUAAACAACACAUGCAAAAAAAAACAAAAUAACACUUCUUUUAGUUUUCCUUCUGUCUGCACUCCUCUCUGUUAUGACCUGUCACAUUAUUUGUUAUACAGCUUUUUCUGGGGCAACAACACAGUUCAGUGUUUGUUGUUGUUUUAUUGCUCAAAUUCAGAGGUGCAUCCAUUUCACUAUUUCGAUACUGUCUCAGUUCUUACCUCAAGCUUCAUUUUGUAUGACCAAGGAUGGAAAGAAAAUGCUCGAAUUAUUGCAGUAAAUAUCCUUAUUUACAAUGCGGCCAUACUGCCUUCUCACUUGUACAUACAACAACUAGUUUGACUGAAAGCAGAGCGGGCAGGUUAGGGAGACGACCACAAAAGAUGAUAUUAUUAUUUUUGUCGGAAACAACUGUUUUUUCUACCAACAGAAGAAUAUCCAAAACAGCUCGUGUGAAUUGGACGUGUGUGACUGUUUUUUUUGUGACUGUCAAGCUUUUUAGCUUCAGUUUGCGCAUGAGUGUGAAUGUGUGUGUGUGUGUGUGUGUGUGUGACCGCCUUGUGUAUAAUGGAUGAAAAAGUGUUUGUGGAUACUUUAUUUUCUUUAUGUUGUUGUUGUUUUACUUGUAUGUAUAUGUUGGUUGUCCCAAAUCCUCUCCCAACACAACUGAUAUUUUAACAAACAUAACUUGCUAUAUUGUCAACAAUACAUUGAUUAAAGAUGCCACCCUGUCAAUUUGAAA
This is a messenger RNA of Labrus bergylta (ballan wrasse), 4834 nucleotides long. It is a transcript of the gene nampt1, whose product is annotated as nicotinamide phosphoribosyltransferase 1. NCBI's taxonomy places the organism in Eukaryota, Metazoa, Chordata, Actinopteri, Labriformes, Labridae. The record is from RefSeq and is a predicted model, not a curated record. Gene Ontology annotation, biological process: NAD+ biosynthetic process. Gene Ontology annotation, molecular function: nicotinamide phosphoribosyltransferase activity.